AUGCAGAGCCCGUAUAAUGCCGUAGGUGACACGAUAAUACCAUUCGGAGCAACAGUACUAAUUGAAAAUGGAACAGUAAUCCGGUUUCCUCGAGGUGCUCAGCUGAUAGUUCGAGGAACUCUAAUUGCACAGGGCACUAGUGAUCACCGUAUUUCGUUUACAAGUUCAAGUGAUAGCAUUUAUCACGACCAGCAACAGAUACCAUCCGGCGUUAAAUUUCGCUUAGUCGAUGGAUCAUCUGUUCAAAACGGGCUUUUGCAAGUAUAUCACAAGGAGCGUUGGCGAUACAUUUGUUCACAGUAUUAUAGAUGGUUUGAUCUUGAUGCGAACUUAACAUGUCGAAUGAUGGGAUUUCGUAAUGGAACAGUAUCAUCGUAUAGAAACGAUCAGCAGUCAAUGUACGGCGUUGUUAUUGACUAUCCAGCAUGUAAACAUGAUGAAACCAAUCUUCUCAACUGCGUUGGUUUUCGUUCUCCACAGAUCGGUCUUCAUGUUUGUGACAACAAACAAUAUAUUCGUUUAAUUUGUGAUGGUUUUUACGAUCCAUCUCCAAUUCAUAAUUGGGGCGGAAUUAUAUUUGAACGUCGUAGACCAAUUGAACAAUCGAUUAUUCCAGAAAUAGCAGAUUCAGCGACAACAUUAUCCAAUCAACCAUUGUCACAAUCAAUUUUGUCGUACGUGGAUAUACUUCAUGCUGGUUUGCGCCCAAGUGAAACGAUCAAAUCCUAUCCAGAACGUUACGCAGCAUUAACUGUGUUUGAUCAUUCACCAAUUCUGUUCAAUGUUACCGUGCAACAUUCUGCAUCAGAUGGAAUGAAUUUUUCGAAUGUAAUUAGUUCAGUAUUAAUCGAAAAUUCGUUAUCGGCAUUAAAUAGAGGACAUGGUAUUGUGGUGACAACUCGAUAUGGUAAUGUUACGUUAAACAAUGUUGAUCUGCGGAAUAACGGUGGUGACGGUAUAUUAUACAUUUUAAACAAUACAGAAUGGUCAAAACAUGAACAAGAAGAAGAUCCCUCAUUAUUGUAUAAAUCAUUUUGUGAAACAGCGAAUAUUGUUCAAUAUCCAAGUUAUUUACGUUAUACAUCAUUAUCGCAAGGAACAUGCUGCUCACAGAAAUUUGUGUCACGUGCCUAUCGUGCCCGUAUCACUAUUCAUUUUCAAACUGUAGUUAUGCACGAUCCAGCAUCUUAUUAUCGAGUUGAAAUGUACAACGGUGCAUUUGAUUAUUCACCACUGAUAAGUAACAUUACACUUUUACAACAUAAUCAGACAUUGGAAAGUAUAUCAUCUGAUUCAAACGAAAUACUCAUGCGUUUAUGUCAUUAUUGCAAUCCGACCAUCGGGACAUGUUCAAAUGUUGCGCGCGAUAAAAUUACGCUUUAUGCUGUUUAUGAUUAUGGUCGUGACGCUGAUCUUCAUUUAUGGAAUACAUGUGUAAUGAAUAAUUCGAAUAAUGGUGUCCGUUUAGUCAAUCUUCGUAGUUUAGUAGAAUUGAAUCAAACAUCGAUCAGCGAAAAUAAUCGACAUGGAUUGGAAAUUGAUUCAGGAGCAGGCAGUAUAUGGUCAUAUCAUUCAAAAUUUAAUGGGAAUGGUGAGGAUGGUGUUCAUAUUGAAUAUAACGGAGGUGAACGUCGGUUAUUGUACAGUGAAUUCUCGUAUAAUCACCAGCAUGGUGUUUAUAUUACACUUGAUCGUUCGAUAAAAACCCAUCUAACUAAUAUUACUCAUCAUUCAAUACAAAGUUAUCGUCAAAUAACGAAUAUGAAUGGUUCUGUUGUCCGUUCAAAUAUGUUUUAUGGUUUAUAUCAUGGUGCGACAUGUCGACCAUCACAAUUUCAGAUAAACGGUACAUUAUUUGAACGGUGCAUGUACGAUGCUAUUCGCUUCGAAAGCUGCCAACAUGAAUGGCGUCCACCAAUUGUUAUUUCAAAUCAAUUUCGUUCGCCAGCUUAUUCUAAUAUUGAUGUUAAUACACCAUUACCACCAAUUUAUAGUUCACCAUAUGAUGCCUAUCCCAAAUACCCAUCGUUUAUCCCUGUCGCAGUGUUAUUUGCUAAUGAAACGGGCAACGUUCAAUUCAAUGUAACAUGGAAUCGCUUCUUAAAUAAUAAACGUCUUGCGCUACGCAUAGAUCCCGUACAGAAUAUAAUAGGUGAUAUAUGCAAUAAUAGUGUUAUUGGACACGAGAAUGGUGGCAUACAUUUGAUAGGAAACAACUCAAAUUGGAUAAAAGAUGUGUAUUUACGAAAUGUGACAUUGAGAAUAUUAUUAAACAAUUUUACUGAUAAUCGUGGCCAUAGUUCCAUUGUAUCACUGGGAUUAAAUGAGCUAUCACCGUAUCAGACAAUAUUAUUCAUGUACAAUCGUUUAAUGAACAAUAAUAUAACUGAUCAUUAUAAUUCCUUUCUAAAUUCACGUUCAAAAACGUCUGGUGUUUUAGCAAUAUCCUCUAGUCACAUACGUGUUACGCGAAAUGUGUUUGGGAAUAAUUUCAGCCGAUUUGAUAUCGUUAGUCAAUUGACAAACUCGAAUGCUAUUAUACAAGCUGAUAUGAACUUUUUUACAAAUAUUUAUCCACCAUUAAUAUUAACGACACCAUUUCCUCUUACGCCGAAUCAAUUACAACAGCAAAAGCAACAACAAUUACAAGCAGUAAUUCAAAAACACAACAGUAUUUCUCAACAAUCACCAUCACGUCGAUAUUCAUCAUCAUCGUCAUUAGAUCAAGUUUCAUUGAAACGUGAUAGUUUUCUCGAACCGUACGACGACAAUAAAACUGUGCUAUUAAAUACAUUAAAACAGACGAGGUAUCGUCGUCAAAUACAAACACCACAAUUGUCACAAAUAUCUUAUAGUUAUUUACCAGAACCAUUUGAUAUAAAAACAAAUUUUUUUCCACCUGAUCCUCUGUUACAACAACAGCAGUUACCUGUACAAUAUUUGUUACCUCAAAAUCAAAUAUUAUCGAUUCCGUUGGUAAACAAAAGUCAGUUGUUAUCAUCGCAAACCAAUUAUGCUUAUCAUGCUUCACCAGCUUCAACAACCUACUAUUAUUAUUCAUUGUACUAUGAAAAACCAGAAUUAUGUUUUCAAAAUUGGCCAAAAAUUCGUUCUCGAAUAUUUGAUCAUCAUAAUCGUUCAAAUCUAGCUGAAAUAAUUUGGUAUCCAUUUUUAUGCAGUGAUCGAAAUUUAACAACAGAAAUCUGGCAAUGUCAAUUACCCAAUUGUGGAUUUUCAUCAACAAGUUUUUAUGUACAACAAGAGCAACGACAACGAGAAAAUAAUUUUAAUUAUAUUGGCGGUGUAUUGGAUAAAUUUUAUACAUUAUCACCAGGAAAAUACAUCGUUAAUAAUGAUAUAUUGAUAAAACCAGGUGCUGGUUUAACCAUCGAAAACUCUCAACUACAAUUUAUGAAUGGUAUUGGAAUGUUUGUCAUGGGUGAACUGAUUGUCAAAGGUCAUGAUGGAUCAAAAACAAAAUUUGAAUUAUAUGAAAAUGAGACAAGUAACUCGGUAUUAAUUAAUCAACAAAUCAAAGAAAAUGUGUUAAAAAAUCGUUAUCCAACAAGUGAAAAUGGUAUUUUAAUGUUAAUUGAUGGUUCAUCAAUUUAUGAAGGACGUUUAUUUGUUGUUGCACCACAUCAGACUGGCUCUGGUACCAUAUGUAAUAGAAAUUGGAAACAAAUCAAUUCAAUUAUUGUUUGUAACCAGUUGGGCUUUAUACACGAUCCCAAUGAACAUGUUUAUUUGAAUAAUAAUCGAACAAUGAUGUUGCUAGAUCAAACUGUAUCAUCUAUAACAGAUCCGAUACUGUGGAGUGAAAUUGAUUGUGAUUAUUUAGAUCAAACAAUAUUUGAUUGUAGACGAGAAAUAGCACAUACAUGUGAUCAUACAGAAGAUGUAUGGAUUAAAUGCUUACCACCAUCGUGGGCAGGUGUUCAUAUCGCUCCGUCUUAUAGUAAAUGUUCGUUAGAAUACGUUCAUUUUGAUUCGGCUGGUCAGUAUGAUUAUCAUUUGGAUGAAGUACAUAGUGCGUUAGAAAUUGAUUUAAAUAAUGCGCAAAAUUAUCUAUCAAAUUUAACAUUUUCACGAAACAUUAUUGGUUUGGAAACACAUAUUAUUCAUCCAUACAGUAAAUCUUAUUUGUAUUAUUCUGAAUUUAUUCAAAAUUCUUAUAUUGGUUUAUAUUUGCAUACAAAUUUUUUAAACAUAACAUAUUGUAAUUUUUCUCAUCAUACUUAUUCAUCAGUACAUAUUGAAUCAACAUUUUCCUAUUAUACACUUGAACAAUAUCGUUUAAAUAUUCAACAACAAAAAAACAUCGAUGUUAUCGAUUUAUUAACAGUUCAAUCCUACUAUUUAGAGAGAAAUAAAUAUGUAUUUUUAACAACAACAUUUGGUGGUUAUAAUUCUUUUGAUAAUGUAUUGAAAAAUAUUCUGACUAUUCAGACCGAUCCCUCGUUUAUACUUGUAUUCGAGUUGAUCGAUUAUAAUCCAUUAACUAAUACAGAUGAACAACUAUUCAUCUGUGAAUAUGUUUGUGCUAGACAAGUAACAAAUAACUAUAAAAAAUGGUCACUAGCUAGUGAUCGUGAUCAGUUUCCUAUUAUAACGGCAUACGCAAAUGUUCAAUUACAUUACCAAGUAAAUUAUUAUCGUUCUGGACGUUUGACACUUGUUGUUUAUAGUGUGCAAGCGCCGACAUUUCAAGAUGAUAUCAAUGGAUGGACAAAUCAACCAUCAGAUAAUAUUAUUACGUUUUAUAAAUGUUUAUUUACAGAUAAUCAACAUGAUAUUGUCAAUUAUUUAAAUGAUCGUGAAAUAACAAAUCAACUUUACCAGAAAAAAUUAAUCAAAAAUGAUAUUGAAAGAUUGCUUGAUCAAUUACUAGAAGAUAAUGAACGAAAUAGACUUGAACAACAAAUAGAGGAAAUAUAUUUACCACGGCAAGAAGAGAGAAAACAAAUUCGUCCAGGAAUAACUACUGUACAAUUAAAAAGACGAUAUAAAAAUUCAACAUUGUAUAUUGAUCAUUGUGUAUUUAACAAUGCUAAAAAUUGCUCAGUUUUAAUUCAACAUGAAUCAAUAUGGCGAACACCAGAUAAAAUUGAAUACGAUAUUCAUUUAUUAGCGAAUCAUACUCUCCAACAACAACAACGUAAACCGUUCGUACCAAUACAAUAUACCUGUAGAAUUGAUUAUUCGACAUUUUAUAGUAAUGCUAAAGUUCUCACCAUUGAUGCUCAUCCAUUAAUUUACACCGAUCGUUUAUUACGCUUAGAAGUUUCACAUACAAAUUUCACAAAAAAUUAUGGUCCAUUAAUGAACAUUACGUUACCAAGAUUGUUUACCUUUAAUCGUACAUCUUUUGCAUCACUAUCCACAUGGCCCUAUUUAUCAUCAACGUCAAUCUAUACUCGUGCGCCAUCUAUUUAUUCUCUCAUAUCACACGGUAUACGCUUAUAUCGCAAUCGAUAUGUACUUAAUGAGGGUUUUCUAAUUAAACUUGCUGGUUAUCAUUCAUUUGUAAAUAUAACCCGUUCAUUAUUUGAAGCAAACAUAGCACAAGACAAAUUAAUUGAAUAUAACGAUAUUGAAAAAGAUACAAUUAUUCAAGAUAAUAUUUUUACCAAGAAUCGAGCAAAUAGUCUACUAUACAUUGAUUCAACUGGUCAUGCUCCAUUUCAUAAUGAUCUAUUAGCCAUAUCAAUGAUCGUCUAUAAUACAUUUUUUGAUAAUGGACCAUUUCAAUUAAAUUCACCGUUGGUUACCUCUUGUCUUCAUUUAUCUGGUUCAAAAAAUAUCACAAUACAACGUAAUGUGUUUGAAAAUAUGAAUUAUAAUUAUGAGUUCAUAGCCGGUCUUCUAACAGAUAGUUUAAAUACAACAAUUGAUAUUACUUUAAAUUGGUGGGGUUCCGAUGUUUAUCAAGCUAUACAAAAUCGUAUUCUAGAUUUUUCAGAACGAGCUGAUCAUUCACUAACAGUUUGGAAUCCAUUUUUAGCAUGUCGAGAACCAACAUGUUCAAGUAUCAAAUUACCUAUCGAUAAAACAAACGGCAUAUUUCAUACAAACAAACCGAUUAGAGGAAUUAUUUAUGCCAGUACAAUAUUACAUAAACGAAAACAACCUUAUCUUAUUAAUGGUGAUAUAAUUAUUUUGCCUGGUGUAACAUUAACAUUAUCACCUGGUAUUCAAUUACAUUUUGCACCAAAUACGGGCAUACUUGUGCUUGGACAGUUGAAUGCAGUUGGCACAGCUAGAGAACCAAUUGUAAUGCGUUUAGCCAAUAAAACAUUUAUUUAUGAACAAAUUAUGAAUGGACAUAAUCCAUAUCGUUACCAUUUUAUCGACGAUACACUAAAGAUACCAUAUCAUUUGAAAGAGAAUAUUCGUUUUGAACGUUUAAAAUUACGUCUUGAUGUGGGUCGUUCGUUGAACGAAGGUUUUUUGCAAAUUUACAAUCGUACAACACGUGAUUGGUCUUAUGCAUGUUAUGAUACAUUUAAAUCAAAACAAUCAUUUCGUUUAAUAUGUUAUCAAUUAAAUUUACCAUGGAAGAAUGUGUUUGUUUAUGAGGAAAAAUUUUAUUUAUAUGAUAAUCAACAAUUACCUAUUUGGCAUGAGUUAAUUGAUUGCACUGGUUCCGAAUCAACUCUAUCAUCAUGCUCUUAUGAUACAUUAGUUUCUUAUAAAUUAAAUGAUACAUCAUGUCAACAACAUUUAUUUUAUAUUGGUUGUUAUGAGACAAAUGUUUACUAUGAACAAAACAAUCGACAAUUUGUGAUGAACGAUUAUACACGUUUAAAUUUCGGCAUACCACAACCAUAUUCAAUAUCCACCUAUGAAAAUCCACAAGCGUGGUCUGGUAUCCAAUUUGCAAAUGGUGAAUACGAAGAAGAUUUAUCAAAUUUUGAUUAUACAUCACCAGAACCAUCUGUAUUGAAUUAUGUUUUAUUAUCUGAAGGUGGCUAUCGAUAUGAUGGUCUGACACAUAAUUGUGAACAACCUGUUAUACAAACAGUCUAUCGUACACCAGCUAUUGAACAUUCACAUAUUGAACAUUCACGUUCUCAUGGUUAUGAAUUCAUCUUACCAAAACGUUCAUUAUUAUUUAGCUAUAGUCGAAUAACAAAUAGUUUAAAUAAAGCCAUUAAUGGACUUGUUUAUCAUGGACAAUCGACUACCACCGAUUCUGAUUUUGAUCUAUUAUAUGAUCAAACAUUAACAAGUUGUUCAAGAACAAAACCUUUUAGUCUGUUACAUUUGUGUAAUGCACAUCGUAUUGUUAAUGUUAAAUAUCGACUUGUUACAUAUUUCAAUUAUGAUUAUCAAUAUAGAACGUGUUCAAAAUUAUUUUGUACAAAAUCACCAUCUUAUCAAAUUGCAUUACGUUUCAUUCAGGCGAAUCUUAUCAAUAGUAGUUAUCAAAAUGAUUGGAUUGAAAUACAUCGUGUUACAACCGAUGCGAAUGGUAAUGAAGUGAAUGAAUUAAAAGCUUAUUUAACAAAUGGAAGUAAUAAUAAAUGGACCAAAUCGUAUUCAAUUGAAACUGGAUGUUUAAGGUUGACCAUUUAUGCAUCGAACGGCCGUCAAAUCAAUGGUUUUAUAGCUGAAAUAAUGACAUUGCCUGUUUCACCAUUCUCUACAAAAGAGAUUAUUCAUAAAAUUGCAGACAAUGCAUUUAUUGGAAAUCAACAUGGUGUACUAAAUUAUUUAUCAUCUGGUGAACGAUCGGCUGAUUUUUAUUUUCAACGUAAUACAAUUAUGUCCAAUGGAUAUUAUCGUUAUAAUUCAUCAUCAUUAUCUAUAAAUCAAUUUUUAUUUCAAAAUUCUCAACGAUUUUAUUUUGGAAAUAAUUGGUUAAGUCAAAAUUUAGGUGGAACAUGUGUACAAUGUCACAGUCAUUCAUCAUCAUCAAUUUUCAACGGUUACUUAUUUAAUAAUGUAUUUUACAAGAACAAAAACGAUUCAUUACUGGUUUUAAAUGGUGUUCAACUAUCUGCUUACUGUAAUUUAUACGUAUUGAGAAAUGCACUGAUAAAUAAUGAUGCAUAUGAUCGUAAUCUUGUCAAUUUUGAAGCGGUUGUAGCCAAUUUUAGUCGAAAUCAAGUUUUUAAUAAUACGGGUACAAAUAUUAUUUCAAUGCUUGGUUUUGAUAAAAUAGCAGCACCCUAUCCAGCUAUGCAGAUGAAUACAUUUAAGAAAAAUAAAGCAGUUGGAGAAUUAAAUAAACCAUUUUUGGAUAGAUUGGGAGCAGUUGUUGUUGCUAGUAAUCCAAGACAGUUGUAUAUGUUUAAUACAUUUGAAAACUGGGAUAGUCGAUAUGAAAUGUUAACAAAAUUGAAAUUACCCGAUGAAAUAUUAACAACGUCACAAGUAAAUGCAUCAAUGAACUACUGGGGUAAAAUGAAUGAAAAAGAUAUUAGUGCAAGAAUUUACGAUAAACACAAUGAUAAAUUGUUAUUAGAAGUCAAUUAUUUUCCACCUUAUUUGGAUCCGGAUGCUCUUAGACAAGGAAAAUGUGAAUCGGGUUGGUCGUUACAUGAAAAUUUGUGUUAUUUUUAUUUUGGAAGCGUAACCACAUAUCAGAUGGCCGAUGAACUAUGCAGUUUUUUGAAUGGACGAUUAGCACGUCGUGGUAUUCAAGGUCGUCUUACCUUAUUACGGGCUUUGUGGAAAUCAAGUCAAUACGAUUCGAACAGUGAAGCACCACCAUUAGGUGUAUGGCUUGAAAAAGACAUUUCAGAUGAAAAUAAUGUUUGCAAUACAUUUGAUGAUAUGCAAGUCAAUGAUGUUAGCUGUGAUUCAUUAGCAGCAUUCAUUUGUGAGAAAGAACAUUUAUUUGAACAUCCCCGUUUCCUUAUUCGUGGCGAAUUAUUAAUAGCUCUUAUGUGUCUUUUGGGAUUGUUGAUAAUUAUAUUCUCGUGCAUUUGUUGUUGGUACUGUAAAUCAACACAGCGUAAAAAAGAUUUUUUUAAUCGACAAAAUUCACUACGUCGAAGUAUUAAACACGAAGUAAGUAAAGACUCAUUAAAUGGAAUAACAUCAUCGCUUCCAUCGUCAAUAUUAACAAAAAGUGGCACAUUGUCAACAAUGACAGCAUCAACAAUAACUGCAAAUAGUUCAACAAAACAAAAAUUAUUAUUAAAUUCUUCAGUAAUAACAUCAUCCGAUAAUAGUAGUAGUCGUUUAUUGAGUCGUUUAAGUAGUCUGACAGAUUCUUCGGAUCACGAAAUUAAUGCUAAAAUAUUGCCAACAUCUCAGACGCAUGAUUUUUCAUUAUUACGGUUAAAUCAUCAUCAACAACAAUAUAGUCCAUCAAAAUCGCCAGGCACAUCGACACCAGCUAUGAGUGAAACAAAUUAUGAUUCCAGUUCACAACGUGGUCUCGUUGAUCAUUCAAGUGAAAAAAGUUUAUAUUCACCAAUACAUAGUUCAGAAAAUGUACCCGCCUCUCUUCAUCGCAAUCAUCAUCGUUAUUAUAGAAAUUCUACUCUUUCACCACCUCCUCUGCCACCAGCUCCUCCCGUUAUUAAUCGACGCUCGAAAAAACGUGAAAUAAAAGAGAAAGAUGAUUACAUUGAAGUUAUUGAUAAACAGCUCACUUGUUCAUCGGCAAUACCAAAUGAUUAUUAUUAUAGUCAACGUUUAUCAACAACACCAACUCCGACGAUGAUUAGUCAUGGUAGUAAAUCUCCUUUAUUAAAUAAUGACAACACCAUAAUUAAUCGUGAACCAAUGUUAAUGAGUUUUGUACAGCGUCAUCGUAUCAACUAUUUUCUUCCUCUUCAAACACAAACACAAAGUACUCAAAUGUAUGAAACAAUAGGAGCAACAAAUGACGAAGCAAAACCACCCCCAUUAGAAACCGACAUAUGA
Messenger RNA from Didymodactylos carnosus, 9882 nucleotides. The record is from the annotation of a GenBank genome assembly. Lineage: Eukaryota; Metazoa; Rotifera; Eurotatoria; Philodinida; Philodinidae.